Messenger RNA from Penicillium waksmanii, 2211 nucleotides. RefSeq names its product Zn(II)2Cys6 transcription factor domain-containing protein. Gene Ontology annotation, molecular function: zinc ion binding; DNA-binding transcription factor activity, RNA polymerase II-specific. The transcript is spliced from 2 exons. Gene Ontology annotation, biological process: regulation of DNA-templated transcription. Lineage: Eukaryota; Fungi; Ascomycota; Eurotiomycetes; Eurotiales; Aspergillaceae. The record is from RefSeq and is a predicted model, not a curated record. Bases 1 to 2211 code for a protein of 736 amino acids.
AUGUCCGAACGAGUCCGACGAGGGAAAUAUGCCCGGUUGAUAUGUCGGGGCUGUCGAUCCCGGAAGAUCAAAUGUGUGCUGCCUAGUGUACACGACCUGGGGCCCUUGAAUACCCCCCAGCCAAUAGAGAAGUGCUGCGACCGGUGUCGAAACCUCAACUUGGAAUGUGUAGUGGAUUAUACAUUGCUCGGACGGCCUCAAUCCAAACGCAGUCGGCUCCAAAGCUCGGAAGAUAGAAGUCCAAACACCCACUCGGAUUCUGUGCCCGAGGAAGGUAUUCCAGUCAUUUCGAGUUUGGAUAUCCAAGACUUUCUCUUCGCCGAUGAGGGAGAUGGCAUUCUAUCUCAAGACCACCAACCUGAUCUCGCUCGCUCGACGCGAAAAGAAGAGAUAUUUCAAUCCAUGAUUCAGGCGAAUUAUUUCUUCAUCUCGGUCCUGGCCAAAGACCGCGCGUUCGGCGCUGACAUUCCCCAUGCGACCUCAAACUGGAACACACCUCUGCCGGAUCUGAUCAGUCAUGAACUGGCAGCAUCCUUCGAUGAAUGCUUGGUUUGGCAUCGGCUCUUUCUCCCAAAACUGCCCACUCUCGUCAAUCUCCGGACUCGUUUAAUUUCGGAUGAAUCUGCCACCUCCACCAAUUGCGCGACAAGGCUGCUGUUUGCACUGCUUUGUGUGGCUGGCUUCGAACUCCAUCGAAAUAUCUCUCGCGAAGACUGGCGAUUAAAACAGAAAUUGCAACUAGCCGUAUCCUUCUAUGGCCAAGAGUUCAUGUUCUCUCCGCCCACUCACCAUGAUUCGGUCGUCGUCUCUCUUUUCCUAUCCGACUAUAAGCCAACAGCUUUGGCUACCAUGCAAGGAAUCGCACACAAGACAAUAAAGUCAGAGAUAUACAUUAACAUCGCAUAUGGCGUCUUUCACCGACUGGAAGCAGUAAACGGAGAGGGAAACCAAGACCUCAGCAGACUAAAUGCCGCAGACUAUGAAACAUUUGAAAAGUGCCUCUUUGACUCCAUUCAAGGAAUUCAGAUGGUUUCAAAUCAUGCAACAGUAGACGGUCUGAUAAAGAAACCACUUCAAAGUCUACGCCAUUUGACCGUUUACAUGAAAACCCGCGUUGACGUGUACCAAAAUGCGCUGAAAGUCCGCCAGUGCACGCCACGGGCGAUCUAUCACAUUCAAUGGGCGACAUCAACCUACAUCCUAUUCCAAAUGCUGGCAGAAGCCAAACAGAGCCUGCAUGAUCCGGGCCGCUUCAUCGAGCUUACAGAAGAGACUGAAAAAAGAUGCUUGGAACAGAUCAACUACACGAAAUCUCUACUUGCUGUCGUGCAGUACGGCGAUAACGAGGAAAUAGCGGCCGUGCGCUCCUUACUAGAGCUUCGCUUUCACACAGUGCAGAACUGGAUAAUCGCAUUGGGAUUUCUUUACACGUCAAGUCUAGGGACAAGAUCGCAAGAAGGAGGAGGAGCCAAUCGGAGGAAUUCGGACAUAUGUCGCGACGAAACCAUUCAAAUCACCUCACAGAUCACGAAUAUCUUGAAAAGGCCAGAGGAGCGGUCGAAUGACUACUUUAAAGAGUAUCUGGAACGUUACGGCUCGGCCUAUCCCGACGAAUUAUCCUCGAUUCUAGAGAAGUUCGUCGGAUGUUCAAAGCUGAAGCUGCACGGCAUUGAUUUCCACCCGCCGCCGAGGUAUAUCUGCCUGGAAAACGUAAUAUUUUGCAAAAACAUCCUCGAAAAUAAUAUCGUCCAGAUCAAAUGCUCUGGUCACCUGCAGUCAGGGUUUUGCACCCAACUUGGUCUUUUCCAGAAAUGCGCCGAGGCCCUCGCCAACAUGGCCUCGUCGUCGAUUCUUACCGUUGACGCUGCCUUCGCCGGUGGGUGCAUUUAUGCAAUGAGUAGCAAGAUCGUCUUCGGACUCCUGGGACUGAUGAAAAGUUUGCAAAACGACUUUAAGUCUUCGGCGGGCAAGGGAAAUAUUGAACUGGUAGAUGCCAUUAUUGCAUCAGCGGAGUAUGAUGGGUUACCUAGUGUUGAUCUUGAUCAGUUCCAGUUCCCGGAGAAGAUGGACUCGGAAGUUUGGCCUUCUGCUGAACCUUUCGGUCAGGUGGAGGCUUUUUCAGAUUCGUUUGAUUGGACUUCCUUGCUCAAUCUUGAUGGUUCUGAAUUUGAAGUGGAAAAUGCAGCUUGGUUGGGUGGUAAUCUUGCGUAG